AUGGUGGUGUUUACUUCUCACAAGAGUACAAGUUUCUUCUUUGUUUUUCUAUGUGUUGCAGCUCUUGGUUCGGUUUUUUUGGUGUGGCAGAAGAAUGUGAUUAAUGGGUUUUUGGUUUUGGGUGGAGAAAGGGUUUGGGAGUCACCGAAGCUGAGGCCUGUGGUUUUUAAUUUGACUGAUUUUGGUGGGGUUGGAGAUGGGGUUACUCUUAAUACUCAAGCUUUUGAAAGAGCUGUUUCUGUUGUAUCUAAGUUUGGGGAUAAGGGUGGUGCUCAGUUGAAUGUGCCACCUGGUUUUUGGCUUACUGCACCGUUUAAUCUCACUAGUCAUAUGACUCUUUUUCUAGCUCAGGGUGCUGUCAUUCUUGGAAUUCAGGAUGAAAAGUAUUGGCCAUUGAUGCCGGCGUUACCUUCAUAUGGAUAUGGUAGGGAGCAUCCUGGGCCGCGGUAUAGCAGUUUGAUUCAUGGGCAACAUCUUAAAGAUGUCGUGAUAACAGGGCAUAAUGGUACCAUAGACGGACAAGGACAGACAUGGUGGACAAAACAUCUCCAUAAGCUUCUCAACCACACAAGGGGGCCACUUGUUCAGAUCAUGUGGUCUAGCGACAUUGUAAUCUCAAACAUUACUCUGCGUGACUCUCCUUUUUGGACUCUUCAUCCAUAUGACUGCAAGAACGUUACAAUAAAAAAUGUUACGAUAUUGGCUCCCGUAUAUCAUGCUCCGAAUACUGAUGGCAUUGAUCCAGAUUCUUGCGAGGAUAUGUUGAUAGAGGAUUGUUACAUAAGUGUGGGGGAUGAUGCAAUUGCAAUAAAAAGUGGCUGGGAUCAAUAUGGAAUUGCUUAUGGAAAGCCUUCUAAGAACAUAAUAAUCCGAAACCUCGUUGUUCGGUCUAAUGUCAGUGCUGGCAUCUCCAUAGGAAGCGAGAUGUCUGGCGGAGUAUCCAACGUCACCAUCGAAAACAUUCUUGUAUGGGAAUCUCGGCGUGCCAUCAGGAUCAAAACCGCACCUGGAAGAGGCGGAUACGUUCGCCAAAUAACUUACCGGAAUCUAACUUUCCAUAACGUCCGUGUUGGAAUUGUUAUCAAGACCAAUUACAAUGAACACCCUGACUCCGGAUACGACUCUUCCGCACUUCCAAUUCUCAGAGACAUAAGUUUCACCUCUGUCCGUGGCGAGGGAGUUCGCGUCCCAGUACAAAUUCAAGGUAGCAAAGAGAUUCCAGUUAGAAACGUGACUUUCCAAGAUAUGAAUGUUGGGAUAACAUACAAAAAGAAACAUAUCUUUCAGUGCGCGUUUGUGGAAGGUCAGGUAAUAGGGACCAUUUUUCCGAAACCGUGUCGGAACUUCGAUCAGUUCAACGAGCAAGGCGAGUUGGUUAAGCCUGCCGUGUCGAUGAAUGUAACAGAUAUAGAUUAUGAAAUCUGA
Messenger RNA from Lathyrus sativus (Indian pea), 1425 nucleotides. The record is from the annotation of a GenBank genome assembly. NCBI's taxonomy places the organism in Eukaryota, Viridiplantae, Streptophyta, Magnoliopsida, Fabales, Fabaceae.